Molecule: messenger RNA, 3081 nt
Organism: Acanthopagrus latus (yellowfin seabream)
Lineage: Eukaryota; Metazoa; Chordata; Actinopteri; Spariformes; Sparidae
Product: WW domain-containing adapter protein with coiled-coil-like
Exons: 13
Coding region: 282-1871 (529 amino acids)
Biological process (GO): regulation of autophagy; positive regulation of TORC1 signaling
Cellular component (GO): nucleus
Molecular function (GO): chromatin binding; RNA polymerase II complex binding
Source: RefSeq, a predicted model, not a curated record
GUCUUCUCCGUUUCCUCCUGACUCUGCUGCUUUUCGCUGAGCUACAUCGGCCGAGCCAAACGCAUACCGAAACUACAUACCAUAUGAUGCACUGAGGGUGGUUUUUAAUAAAGACCACCCGCUAUGCAGUGCUGGUCUCCGGCGCGCGGCUUGUAGGUAUCUGUUUGGCAGGAUAGACGGAGUCUAGAUAUCAGGAAGCUGAAGAAAAGAGAACUGUGAGAGCAGUCAGACAGGAGGCCACGGUUCCCCCUCACACACAUACAUACAUCACCACGGCCUUGAUGGUGAUGUAUGCAAGGAAACCAGCAAGAGUCAGCGAUGGGUGCAACGACAGAAGGGAUUCACAAUCCUAUCAGACCCAUAAAUCUCAGCCAAAGAGCCAGUCCAGCAGCCUUCACCGUUAUGACAAGGUGCGUGAUGGCUCAUCAGACCCCACGCCCCCGUACAAGAUGCUGCGACGCUCUGAUGAAAGUCCUGUCAGCAGACACGGCGAUGGCCCAGGACAUGGCAAGGCAAAGACCUCUCACACAGUUAGAGGAAAAAAUGGGACCAGCGGCUCUCCUCAGGAGAACACUCACAACAACAGCUCCCACCAUGCCUCCGACUCACAUGCGACUCAGAGCAAGCCUGCAGACAGGGACCCAGCAGAUGACUGGACAGAACACAUCAGCUCCUCUGGGAAGAAGUACUACUAUAACUGUAGAACUGAGGUCUCCCAGUGGGAGAAACCCAAGGACCUGUUGGAGAGGGAACAACGACAGAAAGACUCAGUCAAGAUGGCAGCGAACAGUUUCCCCAGGGACAUGGACUACAGACAAGAGGCCUUGCAGGACAAAGCCACAAUGAAGACCACAUCAGGGGACCAGUCCACAGCAUCCAACUCCGGCCAUUCCUCCUCUUCCUCCUCUUCUCAGAGCCUGAACUCUGCUCCUGGGGCUUUAGGUUCCACCCCCUCCACCAUGUCCUCUUCCACCUCUUCCUCCUCCUCCUCGGGGCAGGUGCCCCAGUCAGUCCAGUCUCCUUCACCAGCGCUGCUGCAGGACCCGGCUCUGCUGCAUCAGCUCCUCCCGGCGCUGCAGGCUACUCUGCAGAUGAACAAUGGCAGUAUGGACAUGGCGAAGCUCAAUGAGGUCUUGGCAGCUGCUGUCACCCAAGCUUCCUUGCGGUCUGUGCUUCAUAAGCUCCUCACUGCUGGACCUGCUUUCAACGUCACUGCUCUGCUCUCAGCUGCUCAGCACUCCAACCAAGCUCAGCACUCCAGUCAGUCGCCCGUCUCUCUGACGUCGGAUGCAUCAUCACCACGACCAUACGUCUCGCCACGGAACGGCACACCACAGAGCAACCAGAAAUCUCUCCUGGGCCUGCACCCUGGCAGCAUCACAUCCUCACAAACAAGGGGCAGUAUGUCUUCAGGUAAACAAGGACCAGUCCCCCUUUCUCAGAGCGCAGAGAAGCGUCCAGAGGACCCCAGAACUCUCCAGCAGAGAAGCCAGGAGAUUCUGUGCACGGGAUCAAACAUAUCUGGUGCGGCCUUGCCCCACGUCCCCUCCAGCAGCACCAGCCAAACCCAGGCCGACGACCCCGGCUCCUUCACCCCCACCCUGGCAGCUCAUUUUGAUGAGAACCUCAUCAGACAUAUCCAAGGAUGGCCUUCAGAGAACACUGAGAAACAGGCGGCUCGGUUGCGUGAGGACAUCCACAACAUGGGCAGCUUGUACAUGUCUGAGCUCUGCACGGAGAUGAAAAACCUGCGCUCCCUGGUCAGAGUGUGUGAAAUUCAGGCCACACUGAGAGAGCAGAGAAUCCUGUUCCUGAGGCAGCAGAGCAAAGAGCUGGACAAGCUGAAGAACCAGAACUCGUACAUGGUGUGAGGAGCCGAGCAGAGAAGAAAGGACUGGGAGGGUUGGAUUCAAAUAAUUAUUAAAAAGAGGAAUAGACAUGGACAGCGAGCUGCCACAUUCUGUUUAUUCUCCCUAGUAAAACAAGUGAGACAAGCUGUUAGAAGACAAAGGAGACGGCGGCUGACGAGGUGAAGCUCCAUCAUCCCGAACAUGUCUUUUUUUUCUUUCCCUUUUUCAAGAAAUCUGUUUUUCCAGCGUCCGCCACACGAAUUUCUCGCGCCGAAAGGUGAAACUUGACGGUUCACUGGCUCGGACACUUAAACUAGUGGACAUAGAGGAACUGAGGCUCUUUUCAAACAGCACCUUUUUUCGGACUGUGAACCUUGGAUUGUGUGUAUUGUGUUGGGUUAACUUGUUUUCCAGUGUGUUUUUGAUGUGUAGUGGUCAGGAAAAGAUUACAAUUCAUUCCUGGGAAAAAUCAACUAAAACAAAACCAUCUCAUGAUAAUUGGUGUGAUGCAGCUCUGAGGAGGGCUCGGAUGAACUCAUUCGCUCCGCGGGCUUCUGAAAACGGACUUUGUCAUGCAUUGAAAUGUAUGGAUUCAAUGGCAGUGAUGUUACUAAUGUUAUUUUCUAUUCACUAUACUUGUCAGUGGUUUUCGCCAUCCCAGUGUGUCUUCGAGCUGGUUGGUUUUACAUGUCAUGAGAUUAGCGAAGACCUUCAGCCAGAAAAUACUUUUAUGUGCUUCACUUGUUUUCGUCCCAGUUGAGGGGAAAUCUGCGUUCCGGUUCAAAUUCACUAGGAAAUUAUGGCUAGUUAUGUCAGAAACACUCCAGACGUUUCAAAGCCAUUUGGAAAAAUAAAGAGCCUACAUUAUUGGACCUAGGUUGGCUGCUAGUACAUAUGGGGUUAUAUUCAUUUGUAGCCCUGCUGGCCAUUUUCUUAUUCCUUCUGCUGUUUGUCUUUUUCUUUUUGGUAUGAUUGUCGACAUUUUGUUUCUCUCCCAAGUCUCUUUGGGGGAAUAUUUCAUUCCUUUUGUGUAGCUUAGCAAUAGAGAAAAAGAAAAAGUGACUAAAUUUACAGUCACCAAGCUAAAUUAUUGUCAUACAUGAUUGAUUACGUCCUUGUAGUCAUAACAGAAAAGAUCAAUGGAAAGACGAUUUAUUUUUUCAAAAAGGAAACCCUACGUUCAAGCUCAUAAUUUCUUUUUUUUUUUUUUUCAGUUCUUAACACCCUUUUA